CUGGAGAUGCUCUAACAGGCGAUUUGGUUGAUUUUCCGUCCAUGUUCAAAAUUGGAAUUUCCACGUAAGUCUAUAUCAAAAUUUUCCCAAGAAAACCCAUCGACCGAAAAAAAUCAGUGAGGAGAGUGAAGGACAUGGCUGCACCUGCACCUGCACCUGCACCACCAGGGCCAUUUCAGAAAACUGAGGAAGAAUGGCGGGCUGUUCUCUCCCCGGAACAGUUCAGGAUUCUACGCGAGAAAGGAACUGAGCUAAAAUUCACUGGGGAAUAUGACAAGGUUUUUGAAGAAGGGGUUUACAAAUGUGCUGGUUGUGGGACACCCCUUUAUAAGUCAACUACCAAGUUUGAUUCCGGAUGCGGUUGGCCUGCAUUCUACGAGGGUCUGCCUGGAGCCAUAAACCGAUCGCCUGACCCAGAUGGGAGGAGAACUGAGAUCACAUGUGCAGCUUGCGGCGGUCACUUGGAACAUGUUUUUAAAGGGGAAGGGCACAAGGUGCCGACAGAUGAACGCCACUGUGUCAACAGCGUUUCCAUCAAGCUUGUUCCUGAAACGUCUGCACUAUGAGGUCUUUUGAGGUUGCAUCUCCUCAGAUCAAGCUGCUUUCGUAGGCGCUUAAACCUUAAUCUGAAAUGCAGUGUUUGUGAGUCGCUUGUUAUGAUACUUUAUCUUUAGCUAAAGUGCCAAUAAAAUCUCUUUGUUUUAGUUUCGUUUCA
Malus domestica (apple) is the source of this 715-nucleotide messenger RNA. RefSeq names its product peptide methionine sulfoxide reductase B5-like. Gene Ontology annotation, biological process: response to oxidative stress; protein repair. The record is from RefSeq and is a predicted model, not a curated record. Gene Ontology annotation, molecular function: peptide-methionine (R)-S-oxide reductase activity. Lineage: Eukaryota; Viridiplantae; Streptophyta; Magnoliopsida; Rosales; Rosaceae.